AUGUGGCCGAGCUCACUGUUGCAUUUCUUGCUCGUCGAGCUUCGCGUCGCCUACGCGUUCUAUUUCAGCAUGAUGAACUUGAUCACCACGAUUGCAACUCAGGUCGCGCUGAGCUACAAGCAAGUCGACUCAUAUCCCCCGGAGUUCUUGCACGGCAGUGCGGCAGCAAUGGCCGAGUGCAACGCGGUUGGGGUGCACCAGGCAGUUCACUCGUUGAACCUUGCAUUCACUGCGUCGAGCAACUGCAUCGACUUCUCACAACAUCCUUCUAACUACUUCGGCUACGGCUCCCUCACCACCCAGGCAAUUACCGCAUUCCUCUGUUUUUCAGCACUUUUUUUGUAUCUACGCGACGGCGGGAGCUGGAGCUUCUCAAGUGGUGCAUAUGUGUCUUUUACCUACCACUUGGAGCAACACUUGAUGUACAAGAUAGCGGGCAAGCUUGUUGUGUGGUGGGUGAUUGUAGGAUUUGUUUCGAUGGCAUAUAUGUUCCAUGCUCACUUGGUUGGAGGAUCCACCGGCAUGGCCUUUGUGCGGCAGUAUUGGCUGCCUUCUUUGGGCCUCCUUUUCAGUGCUCAUUCCCUCACGGUCCAGGAGCCAAUCCUCUUCUGCCAUGACAGUGACAGGUUCAAGGAGCUGACCUUCCACAGGCCAUGGUAUACGGUUCUGUUCCAAUCCAACGAUGCUUUCGCAGUGAAGAUCCAGAACGCGAUGCUGAUGGACUUACGGUCACAGGAGCGGCCCCCGCCUGAAUUGUCGAACUUGAUGCCAGAUGCAGACCCAGAUCAGAUCUUAGGCUUGUUGGCAAACGAUGAGGGACAGUUGGGAGGAUACGAGCAGAUCUUUUCGGAGUGA
This is a messenger RNA of Prorocentrum cordatum, 855 nucleotides long. Lineage: Eukaryota; Dinophyceae; Prorocentrales; Prorocentraceae. The record is from the annotation of a GenBank genome assembly.